Molecule: messenger RNA, 1287 nt
Organism: Drosophila elegans
Lineage: Eukaryota; Metazoa; Arthropoda; Insecta; Diptera; Drosophilidae
Gene: Clic
Product: chloride intracellular channel exc-4
Exons: 4
Coding region: 273-1058 (261 amino acids)
Biological process (GO): chloride transport
Cellular component (GO): cytoplasm; apical plasma membrane
Molecular function (GO): chloride channel activity
Source: RefSeq, a predicted model, not a curated record
UCACUCAAUCGUCAAUACGCUUUGGCAGCGCGCAAAUCGAAGAACAAACGAACGGCAUAUUUUUUUUAAACACUCUGUCCCCGUGUGUGUGUGAGUGCGUCCGAGUGUUUGUUUGUUGUGUGUGUGUGUGUAUUGGCAAAGGAAAUUAGCACAACAAAAGCGAAAAGGAAAAGGAAACGAACACGCACGCAUCUCGUCACGCGGAUAAAAACUCUUCGAUCCGAUCAGAAAUCAUAAAUCAGAAAUCGUCUGUAAUAUAAUCGCAAUUCGCAAUGUCGUCCGAAGUGGAAUCGCAGCAAAGUCAGGAGACAAAUGGAACCAGUAAAUUCGAUGUGCCCGAGAUAGAACUGAUCAUAAAGGCCUCAACCAUCGAUGGCCGACGAAAGGGCGCCUGUUUGUUCUGCCAGGAGUACUUCAUGGACCUGUACCUGCUGGCCGAGCUGAAGACGAUCAGUUUGAAGGUGACGACUGUCGACAUGCAGAAGCCGCCGCCCGACUUUCGCACCAACUUCGAGGCCACACACCCGCCAAUCCUCAUCGACAACGGACUGGCCAUUCUCGAGAACGAGAAGAUCGAGCGGCACAUCAUGAAGAACAUCCCCGGUGGCUACAAUCUCUUCGUGCAGGACAAGGAUGUGGCCACGCUGAUCGAGAACCUGUACGUCAAGUUGAAGCUGAUGCUGGUGAAGAAGGACGAGGCGAAGAACAAUGCCCUGCUCUCGCAUCUGCGCAAGAUCAACGAUCAUUUGGCCCCGCGCAACACGCGUUUCCUCACCGGCGACACCAUGUGCUGCUUCGACUGCGAGCUGAUGCCACGCCUCCAGCACAUCCGUGUGGCGGGCAAGUACUUUGUGGACUUUGAGAUCCCGACGCACUUGACGGCGCUGUGGCGUUACAUGUAUCACAUGUACCAGCUCGACGCCUUCACACAAUCGUGCCCGGCCGACCAGGACAUCAUCAAUCACUACAAGCUGCAACAGAGUCUCAAAAUGAAGAAGCACGAGGAGCUGGAGAUGCCCACAUUUACCACAUCCAUUCCAAUUGAUAUUUCGGAGUAGGUUUCCUAGGGAGCAGAGCCAUGCAGCCACACAUCAACUUAUAGUAUACAGCAACCACAAUAUUUUGGACAACUUUACAACAACAACAACAACAACAACAACAACAGCAGCAGCAGCAACUCUGAGGACUAUACAUAGAUGUAUACUUAACGGAUAAAACUACCCAAGCAUAUAUUAUAAUAUAUAUAUAUAUAUAUAUAUUAUAUACCUACUAUAAAUAACGAGUACA